AUGGGUUACUACCCCAAAGUCUCGCCCUGGUCGUCACGCAUUCACCUGGAUGUCACUCCCACUACCGAGCUUUUAUCACCUCCGUUGUCACCUUCCAUACCAUACCAACAACAAUGCAUAAAUUCCACGGACGAAAUACCUGAUUUAUCGUUAGCCCCUUCUGAAUGCUCGUUAGUCUGGUCUGAUUACCGUGACAUUGGUGGCGACUUGUUUGAUCUCGAAACCGUGUACUUAUCACCUCCAGCAAGUGACGACGAAGAGGCAAGCUGCUGCCAGGAUAAUACUAUCACUAGUUUACAAGGUCUGAAGCUGCCAUUGUCGCCCCUGGAAUCGCUGGAUGGUGAUGAUUAUGCUAUGGUCACGGACACGAUAUGUGACACCAUGAUAAAUGAUGAGACGAAAACUGAAGGGGACGACAAAGCCCGGGAGGUGGAACCUGCUGCUCAGAAUGGUGGAUCUGGUGAUGGAACUGGUAUGAAGGGGGUGGUCACUAGAACGGCACGUAGAGACGCUGGUGUUGACGUUGCGGCAUCUGUGGACCAUGCUGUCCUUCACCAAAAUAUGAUGAUACAAGAAGACGAAAUUGAAGAAGACACCAACGAUAAUGACGAAGAUCCCGACUGUAAUGAAGACACCAAUGCCUACAAUAACGAUUCAGACUAUGACGAUCAGCCACCAAAGAAACAAGAACCCAACACUCGUCGUAAGCGCCAACACCAUAUCCUCACCAUCAAUGGUCGAAUAAAUAAACGGUCUCUAGCAGUAUUCAGUAAAGUAUUUCAAGUUACGUGCUAUCCCGAAACCACUAUUCGAAACAUGCUGGCUGAGAGGUUGGAUAUGACUCCACGGGCUGUACAGAUAUGGUUUCAGAACAAGAGACAGCAGAUGAAGGCUCUUGGAGCCGGUGGAGGUUUGAGGAGUAAAAAGGGUGGAAGGGGACGGUAUAAGGAACCUGAUUGGCAGAAAUUGGUCGCUGCGAAGCUGCCAAUGGAUGUUGCGAUGUGGUGUGAUGAGCUGGAUUUGACAAAAAUUGUGAAGGUAUAUAGUAGUAGUGGCGUGUUGUAA
This is a messenger RNA of Synchytrium microbalum, 1065 nucleotides long. RefSeq lists its product as uncharacterized. Gene Ontology annotation, biological process: cell differentiation; regulation of transcription by RNA polymerase II. Lineage: Eukaryota; Fungi; Chytridiomycota; Chytridiomycetes; Synchytriales; Synchytriaceae. Bases 1 to 1065 code for a protein of 354 amino acids. The record is from RefSeq and is a predicted model, not a curated record. Gene Ontology annotation, molecular function: RNA polymerase II cis-regulatory region sequence-specific DNA binding; DNA-binding transcription factor activity, RNA polymerase II-specific. The transcript is spliced from 2 exons.